Messenger RNA from Heterobasidion irregulare TC 32-1, 348 nucleotides. RefSeq lists its product as uncharacterized. The record is from RefSeq and is a predicted model, not a curated record. The annotation marks the transcript as partial. The transcript is spliced from 2 exons. NCBI's taxonomy places the organism in Eukaryota, Fungi, Basidiomycota, Agaricomycetes, Russulales, Bondarzewiaceae.
AUUAUUUUAUUUGCAUCCCACAAUGUCAUUAGUGAUAUGUGCACAAAAAAACUAGGCUAUUGUUUAUUGCAAUGUAUCUGGUGCUUUUUAGUCUUGGAUAUGUAUGCUUUACUAAAUGUCCACACUGAAGACACAAUUAUAGUAGGCAAGCAAGCCUUACUUACUUUUGAGCAAGCUAUGAAGGAGUAUCUUGCAUUGAUAAAUAAUAGCAAGAAUUGGAACUUUCCCAAGAUAUACUCUUAUGAACAUCUUUUUGCAGAUAUCCAAGCAAAAGGCACUACAUGCAAUUUCAAUACAAAGCCAAAUGAGAAGAUUCAUGGUGCUCUCAAAGAUAUAUAUGACCUCUAA